Molecule: messenger RNA, 741 nt
Organism: Penicillium odoratum
Lineage: Eukaryota; Fungi; Ascomycota; Eurotiomycetes; Eurotiales; Aspergillaceae
Exons: 1
Coding region: 1-741 (246 amino acids)
Source: RefSeq, a predicted model, not a curated record
AUGAAGACCUCAAUCGCUCCCCUCAUUUUGGCCCUCUCGGGCUCUGCCAUGGCUGCCCCCUUCAGCUCAAACGGCACUUCCAAUGGCACUUAUGCCAUUCCUACAUCUUCGGGCAUUAUUACCCCGUCUCGCACCCCCAGUGGUCUGCCUACGCCUUCUGGAACUCCUUCCUUUGGCUCGGUCCCAGCCUCUCUGUUCCCUGACAACGUGAAGCGCGGUGGUUCUUUGACUAUCCCCACCGACCUUGCUUCUCUGGUCUCUGACGCCGAAGACGUGGUUGGUUCUCUGGCUUCUGCUGGUGCCAAGAAACGUGGAGACUCUCUCUCUAUUCCCACAGACCUGCCGUCCCUGGUCUCUGAUGUCGAAGAUGUCGUCGGUUCUCUCGCUUCUGCUGGAGCUCAGAAGCGCGGUGAGUCUCUUUCGAUCCCCACCGACCUCCCCUCUCUAGUCUCCGACGUAGAGGGUGUGGUUGGUUCCCUCGCAUCUGCUGGUGCCAAGAAGCGUGGAGACUCUCUCUCUAUCCCGACCGACCUCCCCUCUCUAGUCUCCGACGUAGAGGGUGUGGUUGGUUCCCUCGUAUCUGCUGGUGCUAAGCGUGGUUUCACCUCGCUGCCUAUUCCCACUCCUUCUGGCACUCCCCCGGCGGGUUCCAGCGUGCCCCUGGCUUCCGACAGCUUGACCCCUUCCUCUGCUCAUCCUUCGGCUACUGGUACCUCCUUCUUUGGUUUCCCUCUGGCCUAG